Messenger RNA from Pleuronectes platessa (European plaice), 6980 nucleotides. RefSeq names its product kinesin-like protein KIF1C. The coding region runs from base 151 to 4020 and encodes 1289 amino acids. Lineage: Eukaryota; Metazoa; Chordata; Actinopteri; Pleuronectiformes; Pleuronectidae. Gene Ontology annotation, molecular function: microtubule binding; ATP hydrolysis activity; ATP binding. The transcript has 28 exons. Gene Ontology annotation, cellular component: axon; dendrite; kinesin complex. The record is from RefSeq and is a predicted model, not a curated record. Gene Ontology annotation, biological process: cytoskeleton-dependent intracellular transport; vesicle-mediated transport; microtubule-based movement.
ACCACGGCCGCUCCACUCGCGUGCCCGCUGCUCGUCGUUCGGUUGUUUCCCCGUGCACGCGGAGAUGGGGACGAUGUGAGCGGGUCAGCGCGUGGCCUCCACGAGACUCACGCUUAUCUCCGGUAGAGGUGGAGCGGGUGGAGCUGAACGAUGGCGAGUGCGUCAGUGAAGGUGGCGGUGCGAGUCCGUCCGUUCAACUCCCGGGAGAUGGGACGCAAUGCCAAGUGUGUGAUCCAGAUGCAGGGAAACACCACGUGUAUCUCCAACCCCAAACAACCCAAAGAUGGAGCCAAGAACUUCUCCUUUGACUAUUCCUACUGGUCACACACGACGAAUGACGACCCCUGCUUUGCGUCUCAGAGGCAGGUGUACAAAGACAUUGGAGAGGAGAUGCUGCUUCACGCCUUUGAAGGAUACAAUGUGUGUAUUUUUGCAUACGGCCAGACGGGUGGAGGAAAGAGUUACACCAUGAUGGGCAAACAGGAGCCUGGACAGGAGGGGAUCAUCCCACAGCUCUGUGAAGAACUGUUUCAGAGAACAGGAGAAAACGCAGAUCCUGACCUGACGUACUCUGUGGAGGUGUCCUACAUGGAGAUCUACUGCGAGCGGGUCAGAGAUCUGCUAAACCCAAAGUCCCAGGGGACACUGCGGGUUAGAGAGCAUCCCAUUCUGGGGCCGUAUGUGGAGGACCUGUCCAAACUCGCUGUGACCGGAUUCACCGACAUCCGGGACCUGAUGGACGCCGGCAACAAAGCCCGGACAGUUGCGGCCACAAACAUGAACGAGACCUCGUCCAGGUCACACGCCGUCUUCACCAUUGUGUUCACCCAAAAACGACGAGACCAGAUGACCAGCCUGGACACUGAGAAGGUCAGUAAGAUCAGUCUGGUUGACUUGGCUGGAAGCGAGCGAGCUGACUCGUCGGGGGCUAAGGGCACCAGGCUCAAGGAAGGAGCCAACAUCAAUAAAUCUCUCACCACAUUGGGAAAGGUGAUAUCCGCUUUGGCUGAAAUGCAGAGCAGUAAGAAGAGGAAAAGUGAUUUUAUUCCCUACAGAGACUCGGUGCUCACCUGGCUACUGAAGGAAAACCUGGGAGGAAACUCUCGAACGGCCAUGAUUGCUGCUCUAAGUCCUGCUGACAUCAACUAUGAAGAAACACUGAGCACCCUGAGAUAUGCUGACCGUGCCAAACAGAUCCGUUGUAACGCUGUGAUCAAUGAAGAUCCAAACGCCCGACUGAUCAGAGAGCUGAAGUCUGAAGUGGAGCGACUGAGAAACCUGCUCUUCUCCCAGGGCCUGCAGGAACUGCUGGAUAACGCUGCCAACAACAACAAUGGCCCUGCUGGUGUUGCAGGUGUGUGCCCCUCCCCCCUGCAGCUGGCCCUUGAAGCCAAUGGAAUCACACCUCAGAAUGGCUCCGCCCCUCCAGUCUCCAGUGAGGCGUCGUCCUCGGGGGAUGCAGCGGCUGACCCAGAGGACCUGAUCGAGGAUGGAGAAGACGGGGAGGAGGCCAUCAGCAAAGAGGAGGCAGCUGAGAGACUGAUGGAGACGGAGAAAUUCAUCGCUGAGCUAAACGAGACGUGGGAAGAGAAACUAAGAAAAACCGAAUCCAUACGCCUGGAUAGAGAGUCCCUGCUGGCAGAAAUGGGCGUGUCCAUCAAAGAGGACGGAGGAACGUUGGGCGUCUUCUCUCCUAAAGGGACUCCUCACCUGGUCAACCUGAAUGAAGACCCUCUGAUGUCUGAGUGUCUCCUCUACUACAUCAAGGAGGGUUUCACCAGGGUUGGACAACAGGAUGUGGACAUUAAACUGUCAGGAGACUUUAUAAAGGAGAUUCACUGUGUGUUCGUCAGCGAGCUCACCGAGCAGGGAGAAGUGGUGGUCACUCUGGAGCCGUUAGUCGGAGCCGAGACGUACGUGAACGGGAAAGAGAUCAAUGACGCAGUCGUCCUCAAACAAGGUAACCGCAUCGUGAUGGGGAAGAACCAUGUGUUCCGCUUCAACCACCCGGAGCAGGCCAGGCUGGAGAGGGAGCGCAGCGUGACAGCCGAGCAGCAGGAGGAGCCAGAGGACUGGAACUACGCUCAGAAGGAGCUGCUGGAGAAACAAGGCAUCGACAUCAAACUGGAGAUGGAGAAGAGGCUGCAGGACAUGGAGACUCAGUAUCGUAAAGAGAAGGAGGAGGCUGAUCUGCUGCUGGAGCAACACAGGCUGUAUGCCGACAGUGACAGCGGUGACGACUCGGACAAACGCUCCUGUGAGGAGAGCUGGAGGCUGAUUUCCUCCCUGAGAGAGAAACUACCUGCCAACAAGGUCCAGUCCAUCGUGAAGCGCUGUGGUCUGCCCAGCAGUGGGAAGAGGAGGGAGCCGCUCAGAGUCUAUCAGAUCCCUCAGAGGAGGAGGAUCAGCAAAGACCCCAAACGGGUCACCAUCGAAGACCUCCGCAUGCAGGCCGUCAAAGAGAUCUGCUACGAGGUGGCUCUGGGAGAUUUCCGUCAAUCCCGCCAGGAGAUCGAGGCGCUGUCCAUCGUCAAGAUGAAGGAACUCUGUCGCAUGUACACCAAGAAGGACGCCAACGAGAGGGAGAGCUGGAGGGCCGUGGCCCAGGACGUAUGUGACACCGUGGGCAUCGGAGAGGAGAGGAGCCCCCCCGCGGAGGAGGGAGGAGGAGGAGGAGGAGGAGGAGGAGAAGGGGGAGAAGGGGGAGCAGGAGAGACAGGGGAGGGAGGAGAGAAAGUAAAAGUGUACGACCUGAAGGCUCACAUCGAUAAACUGACAGACAUUUUGGAGGAGGUGAAGCUGCAGAACAACAUGAAGGACGAGGAGAUCAGAGCUCUGAGAGACAGAAUGAUCAAGAUGGAGAGCAUCAUACCUGUGCAGGAGGACGACAUGAAUGGGGAAGAAGACGAGGGUGAUCAGAGAGACGGGGACGAAGGCAGCGGGGACGUCCCCAAACAGCCCGAGGUCAGAGUCAAGCGGCUGAUGGACGAGGACCCGGCCUUCAGGAGAGGGCGCCUCCGCUGGCUGAAACUGGAACAGCAGAGAAUCCUGAACCUGCAGCAGCAGAACAUCACCAAGAAGCUCCGAGGACAGAACCAGACCCAGGGUCCGAACACCCCCAUCGUCCCUGUUCACCUCCCGGGGACCGGCCGCUUCAUCCCCCCCCAGGAAUGCAAACUGAAGUUCCCCUUUAAGAGUAACCCCGCCCACCGCUUGUCAUGGGGACCAGCCAGCGCCGCCCUGCAAGCCCUGGGUCUCGGGGAAGGCGGAGGAGAUGGAUGGGAGGAGGGGGGGGGAAUGGAAGGUAAAACUUCUCCAUCACCUCCUCCCCCUCAGGUGCACUCUCCUGCUCUCUUGCCCCUCCCCUUCCUGGUCCCGCCCCCUCGCAUGCGCACCCCCAGCCCCCAUCGCGCCUGGCAGCAGCGCAAUCCAGGCAACCAGGGUCACCAGGGCGGCUUCAACUACCAUCAGCAGGGCAACAACCACCAUCAGCAGGGCAACAACCACCAUCAGCAGGGCAACAACCAGAACCACCACCAGCGCCGCCAACGCCGCAACUCUCUGGAUAGCUCCACCCAUGGCAACAGUAGCUACGACGGCGACCAGCAUCACGGUGGCGAUGGCGGUGGCGGUCACCAGGGGCGACCACGACAGAGGAGGGGGGUGUCCCCAGGGCCUGGAGGGGAGUGGGGGGGAGGUAGAGGAGGAGGAGGAGGAGGAGGUGGUGGUGGUGGUGGUGGGAGGGACGGGAGAGACAGAGACAGAGACGGGAGCUUCCAUUUUAAUCAACAACAGCACCAUCAGUUCCACCACCACCCCUACUACAAUCCCCACAAUGCACCAUUCCAGCCAGGACCUCAUCCUAACUACCACAGCUUGCCACGCUCGUGCCCGCCCCUUCCCGACAUGCUGAUUGGGGCGGGCCCACCGCCGGGAGGGUGGGGCUUCACCACUCCUCCGAGGAUGAGACGACAGUUCAGUGCACCGGACCUCAAACAAAACAAGGAGACGCCCAUCUGACCUCUGACCUCCGACACAUGGAUGACUCUGAUUGGUUAAAGGGCACAGGGCGGUCCUGAUGCUGUAGAGAUGCGUGUGCGUGCGUGUCUGUGUGUGUGUGUGUUUUGCUGCACUUUCCUAUACUGAGUCAACCCAUCACACACAUCCUGUAUCUUCAAUCCUGCUGUGUGUGUGUGUGUGUGUUUGUGUGUGUGUGUGUAGCUUUUACGUUCACAGGUUAGCUGUUGCCAUUGCAACACUGUUUUAUUUUUUGCUGUUGGUUGGAUUGUCAAACAAGAUGGAAGUUUAUUAUGUAAUGACUUAGUUUUAUUGGUCUUCCAUAUCGAUUGAAGUUGUUGUCACGAUCAGUCAUUUAUCACGAGGUGCUAACGUGUUAGCUCCUGAGGCUACUUCGUGUUAGCAGAAUUUUUUUUUUUUUUAAAGAUGAAGUGCGUUGAGUUGAGUUUUAGGGCAGAGCGGAUGUUUGCACUUACACACACUUCAGCUUUUGCUCCUUUGUUUUAGCUGCUGUUAGCCCAGGAGGCUAACGACAGCUAACUAGCCUGAUUCAGCCUGAGCAUUCUGUGUUAGCGAGGGCUAGCCAGUUAGCAUAAGCAAGGAGCAAGGGACGGCUCUUUAGCUUUUCAGGCUAAUAGGUAGUGAAAUGCUACACAAGCCUAAGUUUAGCCUAGCCCAGCCAACGCAGCAUUCAUGUUAUAUGGGAACUACAGGUUGUACGACUUCGAUUUCAACACAUUGAAAUCAGUUUAGUUUUACAUUUAUUUUAGAUUAAAACUGUUUAUGAACUUAACAGCAAUAUCUUCUUCACGUUGCAUCAUUGAGGAGAGCUAACAUUUGGGAAUGAAAGGCUAACUGACCACGUUUUAGCAUGAAUGCUCCAAGUUUCGCGUUCUGAAGAAAGACACAAAUGUGGCUCUAACUUUAAAUAGGGAAACGGUAGUGAAUGAAAAAUGGAAUCGUGAGUUGAAUGUUUCGGGUGUUUUUCCGUUGUUGAAGCAGAGGUCGUACGCAAUCUUGUUCCUCCCAUGUGACUUGAAUGCUGAGUCGCUAAGUGCUACAAACCAAAGAAAGCUGCUGUGUGGCGCCACCUGCAGGUGAGCCGACGGCCACACUGCUGUACAGACAGACGGGGUCGAGGAAGUUGUAAAUGUUGAUGCGACUUGCGCGCAGAAUCGUUUUAAAGCGUGAUGUGUGUAUAUUUGAUUUGAGUUUCUAUGAAGAUGAAUCUAUUUUAAGAAAAACACUCGUGCUGAGUUCACUAUCAAAGGCAAUCGUGGGAGAAGCAGGAAGUGAGAGCUAAUGUGCGAUGAAGUAAUCAUGGUGGAUUAUAGUUAAUGUAGGGAUGUGUGAGGAGGGAACUCUGGGAAAUGUAGUCAGAGAGAGGAGUUUGGAUAGAGAAGGCAGAGAAUGAGGAGAAGGAGAUUUUGUUUUGAUGCUUUGUUUUUGAGAAACACGAGGACUCGUUCCUCCAUCAGGACCUGACACUACUUCAUAUUGAAUUUGUCCUGAAGAGACGAGGAGCGAACACUGACUUCCUGCGACGACAGGAAGAUGAAAACUGUGGCUUCCUCUCGUUUGAGAGUCACUUUAAAGACUGACUUUAUUUUUUUCAAUAUAACGACAGAGAAGCCAGAUAUUUGUUUUCAGCUGCGUCCGACUGAGCUUUAACAGACUUUUUUUGGUUUACUCCUGCGAAUAACAAGAAUCUAUAUUAUUGAUGAAUCAAUAAAUGUUCAAAAGAGAGUUUAAAAAAAAAGCGUCUGAGGUGGAAGUCGAAAACAUUUUAAGACGGAGAAAAGCUGAAUUGAUUUAUGACUGAACUGAUUGACAGUUAAACAGAUUAUUCUGUCGUUCUCUGAAUCAUUUUAUCUCUAAAUAUGUUUGCAACGGUCAAGUUCUUCCUGCUGCGUUCCCCUCUGAAAUGUAGGAUGUGGUAAAAACAGCUGAACGUAGCGGUUGAGUUUUAAUGUACGCAAACGACAAAAGGUUUACUGUCAGGAGGGGCGGGGCGUUAAAACCCCAACCCCCCCACAAAGUAAGGCAUUGUGGGAGAUGACGAGUGGAGUUUUUGUGCUCCCUAACCGUUAAGACCUUCUCACAAAGAAGGUCAGAACCAACCAAUGGGAAACGCUCCCUCUGGUUGGGAGGUAGUUGCCACAAUAUUGGUGACAUAAACACAGGAAUUGAUUAUGAUUGGCCCGAGAAGCGUGACAUCAGCAGCCCUUAAGUUCCACCUUGUUACGCUCUGCUGUCUCUGGGAUCGUGGGACAAUCUGGAUGACCUGUUGCCGCUGCCGGUCAUGAGGGGAAAAUAAGUUUUCCUAUUUGUUUAUGGUUUUUCAGUUUUUCUUAUUUUAAAUUUUUUUUCCAGCUCUGGUCUCUGAUUGGCUGGUUUUUACUUUUUCUCUUUGUGUACUCAUUUCUUCCGGAGCGUUUUAACCCCGCCUCCAUGUUUUUUUCUUUGCUUCAUGAUGCCUUCAUCACUAUUAUUGAUAUAAUUAUGAAGUUUUAAGUGUCAUCAAUGUUGGGUCCUUGCUGCUAAAGGGAGAUUGUUCACCCUCAUGCAAAUGUCUGUGUGCAUGUGUGUGUGCGUGCGUGUCUGUGUGUGUGUGUGCCUGUCUCUGUGUGUGUGCGCAUUUCCUGGUUAAUUUAGAGUCAUAAUCAAAAGUUUGUUUUUCUUUAUAAAGCGGAUUUUAUUGUUUUUCUUUUACUCGUUUGUUUUUGGGAGUUUAGGGGGGGGGGUCUGGCGGUUGUAGGAAGCCAUGUCCAUGGCAACUCGACUGAACAGAACUCCAACCUUCAAACCAUAAGAUCACAGCAUGAACAUGGACAUGAUGACAUCAGGCUGUAGCCCCCCUCCUAUUGGCUCGAUUGUUUGUGUGUCUGUGUUGUUGUAUCAGGAACCAAUCUCAGGCUCUACCUGCAGACAACAUGACGGCAAUAAAGUGUCGACAAACACGA